AUGCAUCCGUGGGGAAAAGGAUAUGUUAUCUUUCAAUUUCAAUGCGAGGACGACAAGGCAGCAGUGUGGCGAAGAUCACCCCUUAGGGUUGGUGAUCAGGUUAUUCGAUUUCAACAUUGGAAGCCUGAUUUCAAUAUUCAUGAGAAGCAAUUCUUUACAAAACUUGUAUGGAUACGUUUUCCAGAUCUUCCGCCAGAAUAUUGGCACGAAAAUGUCCUAGUAUCUAUUGCAAAGGUGGUAGGGCGCCCUGUUGCCUUAGACAGACAAACAAGACAAGGCCUUCUCAGCUAUUUUGCGAGGGUGCUGGUGCAGAUUGACAUCGCUGACUUGGCAGUGAGGGUGGAGGAAGUUCAGGUCGAGAGAUUUGAACCAGGAACCUCUCAGGUAUACGGUUUUUGUCAAAAGGUUGUAUAUGAGGAUAAUGUGGAACGCUAUGCCCAUUGCAAGCGAGUAGGCCAUUUGAUUUCCAACUGUAGGUUGAAGAAAUUGGAUGACGAAAAGCAAUGUGCGGAUGAGAAAUUGGCUGAGGUUCCAGGGGCAAUAUAUGUUGAAGAAGACGGAGUUGACUCAACCAGGGCCAACUCGGUGGGUCGGCUCUCUCCUAUUUUGGAAGGAAAUCAACAAGAGCAUUCUCAGCAUUCUCCUCAUAAUGGAAAGGAUGAGAAUGGUAUCAUUCUUUCCGUGAAUAACUCUCCCCAUUUUCCUAAUAUGGAAGAAGGAGAGAUUCAAAUUGAUUUGGACUCUACCAUUUCAAAUCUCCCCAAUUUAGUAAAGAAUGGAUUGGCACAAGAGGAUGUGGAUAUGAACAAUUAUGUGAGUCAGCAUGAUGUGGACUGGUCCAGCUCUGAGACCGGCUCAGAAUAUGGGUCUCUCUCAGACCAAGAUGAUGAAGAGGAGUGUGAAUUGAACCAAAAUGGGAACCUGCCUAUCUCUAAAAGAAUACAAUAA
Molecule: messenger RNA, 948 nt
Organism: Macadamia integrifolia
Lineage: Eukaryota; Viridiplantae; Streptophyta; Magnoliopsida; Proteales; Proteaceae
Exons: 1
Coding region: 1-948 (315 amino acids)
Source: RefSeq, a predicted model, not a curated record